Molecule: messenger RNA, 1251 nt
Organism: Recurvomyces mirabilis
Lineage: Eukaryota; Fungi; Ascomycota; Dothideomycetes; Mycosphaerellales; Teratosphaeriaceae
Gene: BIO2
Product: biotin synthase
Exons: 2
Coding region: 1-1251 (416 amino acids)
Biological process (GO): biotin biosynthetic process
Cellular component (GO): mitochondrion
Molecular function (GO): 2 iron, 2 sulfur cluster binding; biotin synthase activity
Source: RefSeq, a predicted model, not a curated record
AUGUCUCUGACCCUCCUCUCCACACGGUCCAGACGGACGCUCACCCGAUCCAUCCCGUCGACAUGCCUCCGCUCCUUCAGCACCCCCAUCAACGACACCUUCUCCCCCGUCUCCCCCUCCGCCCCUCCUCCACCGCCCGAGGCCAGUAACGUGCUGCGAGAUGCCGUCACCUCUGCCGGACCGCGCCAUGAUUGGACUCGAGAGGAGAUUAGGGACAUCUACAACACCCCUCUCAUGGAGCUAGCAUUCCAAUCGGCCACCCUCCACCGCCGCUUCCACCGCCCCUCGGCCAUCCAGAUGUGCACGCUCAUGAACAUCAAAACCGGCGGCUGCAGCGAAGACUGCUCCUACUGCGCCCAAUCCUCCCGCUACCAAACCGGCCUCCAAGCCACAAAAAUGUCCCCCGUCGACUCCGUCCUCGAGGCCGCCCGUAUAGCCAAGUCGAACGGCAGCACGCGCUUCUGCAUGGGUGCUGCAUGGAGAGAUAUGCGGGGUCGAAAAACAAGUCUCAAGAACGUGAAAGCCAUGGUGCAAGGGAUUCGGGAAAUGGAUAUGGAGGUCUGCGUCACCCUAGGCAUGAUUGACGGGGAGCAGGCGAAGGACUUGGCUUCCGCGGGUCUGACGGCGUAUAACCACAACCUCGACACGUCACGGGAACACUACCCCUCGGUCAUCACCACGCGCUCCUACGACGAACGCCUGCAAACCCUGUCCCACGUCCGCGACGCCGGGAUCAAUGUCUGCUCCGGCGGGAUCUUGGGUCUGGGGGAGAAGCCGGAAGAUCAUGUCGGACUUCUUCACACCGUCUCCACCCUCCCCUCACACCCGGAGUCCUUCCCCGUCAACGCCCUGGUGCCCAUCAAGGGAACACCGCUCGGCGACAAACUCCCGGCUGGGAAGAGACCGAUCCCCUUCGACGCCAUCCUCCGCACGAUCGCCACCGCUCGGCUUGUGAUGCCCGCGACUAUCAUCAGGAUUGCCGCCGGCAGGACGACGAUGAGCGAAGCGGAGCAGGUAUUGUGUUUUACCGCGGGAGCGAAUGCGGUCUUUACGGGGGAGAAAAUGUUGACUACCGAGGCCGUGGGGUGGGAUACGGAUAAGGAGGUUUUUGAGCGGUGGGGGUUGGUUCCUAUGAAGAGUUUUGAACGGGGUGGGUUGAGGGAGCAGGGGGCAGGGAGUUGGGCGGCGAUUAAGGAGGGGGUUGCUGCUAGGGAGGUUGGGAAGGACCAGGGCGUCGCUGCUUCUGUCUAG